AUGCCGCCAGGGGCAGCCGCCAUGCCGCCAGGGGCAGCCGCCAUGCCGCCAGGGGCAGCCGCCAUGCCGCCAGGGGCCGGCAGAGGCAAGCCGGUCGGCGAUGGGAGGGUGCCGGGAGGGGCGCCGCGCGCCGGCAGUGGCAUGCCGGCCGGCGGGGAGCUCGCUGGCCGACGCUGCUGCGGCACGCCGCUGUCGUGCACGCCGGGCGAGCCGAAGGAGUAA
Emiliania huxleyi CCMP1516 is the source of this 222-nucleotide messenger RNA. RefSeq lists its product as hypothetical. The record is from RefSeq and is a predicted model, not a curated record. The coding region runs from base 1 to 222 and encodes 73 amino acids. The transcript is spliced from 2 exons. Lineage: Eukaryota; Haptophyta; Isochrysidales; Noelaerhabdaceae.